UAUCAGGCUGGACCGAAGUGUCAGUGUCAUCGAAGGAGCUACACAUAGGCCAAUUCGAUAUCUUAAUUGCCACAGUAUUACUUUGUGCAUUCAAUCACGAAUUUGCAAUCCAAUGCUCUAUUGUUGAAUUCCUGACCUAUAGCAGCAUCAACAACCAGAGCGCAAUGGCCAACCUCGCGGCCCGGUUAGCCGGGCGGAGCUCUAGGUGCUUGUGUGCCCGUCCAAGCAUUUCUCUUUCACGAUCGAAACGCGCACCACAAUUUUCAUGCCCGACGAUACGCAGCAUUUCUACUACCGCACUUCGUCAUGCGGAGGCUUUCUACGAAGGAACCAAACUUAUCCCUGUAGACUCAGAUUUUCGGCACCCCACUGAUCCCGAUGAUCCUCAAUAUCUCAACGUCGCUCCUGACGAUGGCUCAAACCCUGAGAACCGCAAGAUCAGACACUACACGGUUAAUUUUGGCCCACAACAUCCAGCUGCGCACGGUGUACUGCGUUUGAUUCUCGAACUCAAUGGCGAGGAAAUUGUCCGAGCCGACCCGCAUGUGGGAUUGCUGCACCGUGGCACCGAGAAGCUCAUUGAAUACAAAACAUACAUGCAGGCAUUGCCGUACUUUGACCGAUUGGAUUAUGUCUCGAUGAUGACAAACGAGCAAUGCUUCUCUCUGGCCGUGGAGAAACUGCUGAAUAUUGAAAUUCCCGAGCGAGCGAAAUGGAUUCGAACGCUGUUUGGCGAGAUCACCCGCGUCCUCAAUCACCUCAUGUCUGUCCUCUCGCAUGCUAUGGACGUUGGUGCAUUGACUCCUUUUCUGUGGGGUUUCGAAGAACGAGAAAAGCUUAUGGAAUUUUACGAACGAGUGUCUGGUGCUCGUCUGCACGCCGCAUACGUCCGUCCUGGCGGCGUAUUCAAAGAUCUCCCUGUCGGACUGCUAGACGACAUAUACCAAUGGGCAACACAGUUUGGUGACCGCAUUGACGAAACCGAGGAACUUCUGACCGACAAUCGUAUUUGGAAAGGUCGUACGCAGGGGAUAGGCGUUGUCUCUGCUGCUGACGCGCUCAACUACUCCUUCACUGGUGUGAUGCUCCGCGGCUCUGGAGUGCCUUGGGACAUUCGGAAGUCCUCACCCUAUGAUGCGUACGACCAAGUAGAAUUUGACGUUCCCGUGGGCGUCAAUGGCGAUUGCUACGACCGGUACUUGUGCCGGAUGGAGGAGUUUCGACAAUCCCUACGCAUUAUCCACCAGUGUCUGAACAAAAUGCCUCCCGGACCGGUCAAAUAUGAAGAUUACAAAAUUUCUCCGCCCCCUCGCGCGGCAAUGAAGGAAAAUAUGGAGGCUCUUAUUCAUCAUUUCUUGCUUUUUACAAAGGGCUAUGCUGUUCCUCCUGGAGAAACCUAUUCUGCCAUUGAGGCGCCAAAGGGCGAGAUGGGCGUAUUUCUCGUUAGCGAUGGCUCAGAGAGACCAUACAGGUGCAAGAUUCGUGCACCGGGCUUUGCACACCUGGGAUGCUUUGACCAAGUUUCGCGAGGUCAUUUGCUUGCUGAUGCCGUGGCGAUCAUUGGCACAAUGGACUUGGUUUUCGGCGAGGUGGAUCGUUGAUAAGAUCAAUGAAUGUUUGGCUCCCCUUUUUACUCCUGCACACAUAAUGGAAAGCUGAGCUUCAUAACGGUAGAUAUUUGUGCUGGAGAAGUGAGAUUUCUUUUGAGUUUCAGUUUGUUAGUUCAGCCAGUCAUGUUGCGCACGACUUAGACAUGUACCUCAAUUUUUAUCUAUGUAGCUAGCAUGGCAUGAUUUCUUUAUUCAGGACCACUCUAACGAUAAGAUUAUUCGUCACUGCAUCUCUUUUCUUCAGUAUGUCGUGCUCUAUGUUUAUAAAAUAUGUAGGUUUUGGUGCUG
Xylona heveae TC161 is the source of this 1898-nucleotide messenger RNA. RefSeq names its product putative NADH-ubiquinone oxidoreductase 49 kDa subunit mitochondrial precursor. Bases 165 to 1601 code for a protein of 478 amino acids. The transcript has 2 exons. Gene Ontology annotation, biological process: mitochondrial electron transport, NADH to ubiquinone. NCBI's taxonomy places the organism in Eukaryota, Fungi, Ascomycota, Xylonomycetes, Xylonales, Xylonaceae. Gene Ontology annotation, molecular function: quinone binding; NADH dehydrogenase (ubiquinone) activity; NAD binding. The record is from RefSeq and is a predicted model, not a curated record.